Messenger RNA from Penicillium brevicompactum, 1593 nucleotides. RefSeq lists its product as uncharacterized. The transcript has 5 exons. NCBI's taxonomy places the organism in Eukaryota, Fungi, Ascomycota, Eurotiomycetes, Eurotiales, Aspergillaceae. The coding region runs from base 1 to 1593 and encodes 530 amino acids. The record is from RefSeq and is a predicted model, not a curated record. Gene Ontology annotation, cellular component: endoplasmic reticulum membrane. Gene Ontology annotation, biological process: nuclear membrane fusion involved in karyogamy; karyogamy involved in conjugation with cellular fusion.
AUGAAGGUGACUGGGGCCUGCCAAUUGGUCUGCUACUCGCUCCUCACACUCGCUCACUUGGGGAGAGCGACUGCUUCACACAAACACGAUCUUCCAGCCCUACCGCCCAAGGCUCCUGACAUUGACACGGUCUCAAUCCUCAGAUCCCAAAAGCAACACCAAGACAACAUCUUCAAUGAGGCAGUGCAGCUUCUGGACUCAAUGAAAACAUCACCAUCGUGCAACAGGGUUGCUGCGACCAGACUGGUCGCAUCGUGUCAAACAUUUAGAGACGGGAAAGGCACACAGUUAAGUGACCCUGAGAGCCUCGAUGUGCUCCGAUCGGCAUAUGCAGCCAGGCUGGCCCUGUGCGAGAUUGAUGGGGCGGGGACUACGAUUCCACCUUCAUGCCUUGCGGUCACUGUGUCACCGCCACCGCAGAAACAUCGAUUCGGGUUCGUGAAUCGGCACAGAAGCCCUGACACUACAUCGGAUGAAGUUUCGCGAGAGAUACUGGAGGGAUGUCUCAAGACACUUGAAUCGCGACCUCAAUGGUGGACAUCAUACAGCAAUAGUCGACAGAAUGCCCUCAUCAUUUGCCAAGCUUCACGAAUGGAGACGGAAAAAGAGGAGCUUCUCGACUUGCACCGAGCCAUUGCGAGGAGCAGCAUCAAGCUCAAUGAUGGGCUGCAGGAUGCCUUAAAAGAUGCAGCUUUGCAGUAUGAGCGACAACGAGACUUCGCACAGGCUGUACAAGCUCUGCAGAAGAAGGUUGCUGCGGAAAUUAGCGUGACAGACUCUAUGCUCAAGCGGACAUUCAGCCAAUUUCUUCAGGAAAUCGAAGCUGGAACCACUGCUUUCCAAUCUGCCGUGUAUUCAGUGCUGAAGAAGACACAGGCAGAGACGGUGUUCCUUGAAAAGGACAUUCAGAACGUUUCAAAUCAAGUGGGAGCCCUUCAACACUCGUUACAGAAUGUGCAUCGAGACGCAAUGAUCAGAAGCCAGGAGGCUCUCCUAGAACAACAGUCCAGUGCCGUCGUCAACAAAGACCUGGCAGGCUCAUUGCAUCAGUCGCUUGAAGCCCUUGUGGGCCCCGAAAUGGAGAAAGUCUACAGGGGAAUGCAAAGAUUUGAUGCUACCAUGGAAUGGUUGACAAGUCGAAUGAACAUAAUUCUCGAGCAGGAGACUCGACUGACCCAGCACUUGCAUCACAUGGAACAAUUUAUAAAACAAUCUGAGUCAAAAGCAAGCGAGCUACAGAGAGCCCAGGACCUACAAACCGAAGCCCUGUCGGCACAGUCUCUCGCGCACGAAGCUAUCCAAUUUCAUGCUCAGGUCUCCGAAGCCCUACUGAGCAAAACUAGCGCCUCAGCCGCCAACCUACAAUCGGCUAUUGACAACGCUGCAAGUACUUUCAGGUACCUCCCAGCACUGAGCAGCGGGGGACUAUCCGCGUGGUCUCUAUGUGCUGUCCUCUUGGUGAUCAUCGCGGUGCAAAACGUCAAGAUUGCGAUUGGCCUAUCUUUUCUUUUUCUAGGUUGGUGCACCUUGAGUGCAGUCAAGCAUCUGAUUUUAGUGCAUUCCUUUUCCUCUAUCAUCUCGCGGUUUUUCUAA